This is a messenger RNA of Hordeum vulgare subsp. vulgare (domesticated barley), 1532 nucleotides long. Its product is annotated as monoacylglycerol lipase-like. The transcript is spliced from 7 exons. NCBI's taxonomy places the organism in Eukaryota, Viridiplantae, Streptophyta, Magnoliopsida, Poales, Poaceae. The coding region runs from base 221 to 1387 and encodes 388 amino acids. Gene Ontology annotation, cellular component: membrane. Gene Ontology annotation, molecular function: lipase activity. The record is from RefSeq and is a predicted model, not a curated record.
GUUAGUAUAAACUCUCCCAAAUGUAAAGAUCGAGCUCAAGGAGAGACCGAGGGGGGGAUUUGACGACAAUUUUUCUCAGAGAAGCGAAGAAGCUUCCAUUGCCAGAUCCCUUCCGCCCCCGCCCCCGCCCCCGCCCCCGCCCCGCUAUUCCAUUCGGACCGACCGUUUCCUCCAACGCUUCCUCCUCCUCGGAGCGACCCACCCGCCGCGCUCGGCCGACAUGUGGGCCCCGGCGACCUCGCCGGCGGGCAGGGCGCUCCGACCGCCGCCGCGGUUGCCGGCAGUGGUACGGGUCGUCGUCCCGCUGCCUGCCACGGGGAGGGCGCGGCGGCUGCCGCUGCCGCCCAGCCGGCCCUGCCUAGCCGCGCCGCGUGCGUCGGAGAUGGCGGCCGCGGCCGAGGAGGGGGAGGGGGAGAGGAGGUGGUGGAGGGGGGCGGAGGAGAUGGACGCGGCUGUGAGGCGCGAGCUGGCGAUCCGGAGGCUGCAGGAGGAAGCGGAGGAGGCGGGGACGGGGAGGAGUAGGCGGGAGUUCGCCGUGUUCGAGACGGCCAGGGGAGACACGCUCUUCACCCAGUCGUGGACCCCCGCCGCCGCCGGCCCCGUCAGGGGUAUUGUUGUUCUACUACAUGGUCUAAAUGAGCAUAGUGGAAGAUACGACCAUUUUGCAAAGUUGUUGAAUGACCAAGGUCUUAAAGUUUAUGCGAUGGACUGGAUAGGACAUGGCGGAAGUGAUGGCGCGCAUGGUUAUGUUUCAUCGCUUGAUCAUGCUGUUGGUGAUUUGAAAGAAUUUUUAGAGGAUGUUGUGUUAGAAGAAAACUAUGGUUUGCCAUGCUUCUUAUUUGGCCACUCCACAGGUGGAGCUAUUGUUUUGAAGGCAGCACUAGAUCCUUGUGUGGAAGUUCAUAUUGAAGGUUUGAUCUUGACCUCGCCAGCUAUUCACGUUCAGCCAUCUCAUCCGAUUAUCAAAGUUGUUGCACCAAUCUUCUCGGUGUUGGCUCCGAAAUAUCGGGUUAGUGCUUUGCAUAGGAGAGGACCUCCUGUUUCCCGUGAUCCAGAGGCUUUGAAGAUCAAGUAUGCAGAUCCACUUGUGUAUACUGGACCGAUCAGAGUUAGAACAGGAAACGAAAUCCUCCGGAUAUCAUCAUACUUGCAGAGAAACUUAAGUAGAGUUACAGUCCCUUUUCUAGUUCUUCAUGGAACAGCUGACACGAUAACCGACCCAAGAGCAUCCCAACGACUUUACCAAGCAUCAAUGUCGACUCAUAAGUCGAUAAAGCUAUAUGACGGAUAUUUACAUGACCUUCUCUUCGAGCCUGAAAGGGAUGAUAUAGCCAAUGACAUCAUCACUUGGUUGAGCUCAAGACUUAAUGUUCUCCACAGAUGGUAAGGUGAAUCAGCUACGAGGUGCUUUCACUUGUAACAUGGUAUAUAUGAAAAGAUAAUUGUAACACACGAUGUUUUAGCAUCUGCCGCUGUCUUCAUAGAUGUUUUGUCUAGUUAUUUAAUAAAGGGUAUGAAAGGUGCUUACUUGA